AUGAGUAUCGAGUGGAAACUAAUCGGAUUCUUACGUAGUGCGAAAAAUGGGCUGUGCGCCGUCGCAAAAAGAACGAAAAAACACUACACAACAACAUCGGACAGAAGAACAAGCAGUACCUCAACAGAGCACAGCGAAUUCUAUUCGUUCGACGAUCCACAAGAUCGACGCAUAAGUCAGAAUUUACAACAAAAAUCGGCCACACCUAGAACGUCACCACCCGCAGCAACAUCCACUACUGAGAUAUUUAGACCUUUGCCAAAUAACGACAUGUCACGAAAAUCUCAAAAACCUCCAACGCCACCGAGUCCAUCGGACUCUGAUAGUAGUGAUUCUAGCGACGAAUCAGAGCUUCCGACGCACAAAACUCGUGAAAGCGAAAGAUAUACACCAUUAGCACCGUCCGUUUCCCCGUCUAAGAAGCAAACACGGCAAUCUGGUACACCGAAGAGAGAUCAAGUUCGAAAAUCUACCUCAUCAUCUAAGAAUCCAGUCCGAAAAAUGACUUCACCACCAAUGGUACGAACUCCAAUAAAAUUCCCGGAAAUAACUGGUCGUUGUUCGUUUUGUCCGCAUUGCCAAUCAUCAACGUACACUGCCAUUCCAAAUGCUAGACAUGUUGGACAAGAACCAUCAUGGUUCGUCAAAGAUGUUUCUUCCGACGGUCACAUCUGUAUUGAUAUGGACAAAUACGAUCAGGAUGCUGUUCACAAUCAAUUAAUUUCAACACAUGGUCGUAUUCCGGGUAGCUAUGAUUAUCGUCCAAAUUUAACGAUCUAUGAAAGAAAACAUAAAGAAGAGUCAUUAAAAAACUAUUGUACAUUACCAGCUAUUCUUAAAUAUGGAAGCACUAAAUCACCAACGAGUACUCCAUUUCCUAAUUCUGAUUAUUUAGAAAGUCACGAUCGACGAUUGAAUAAACCAUACACCACGCAGUUAUUCAUAGACUGA
Adineta ricciae is the source of this 951-nucleotide messenger RNA. The record is from the annotation of a GenBank genome assembly. NCBI's taxonomy places the organism in Eukaryota, Metazoa, Rotifera, Eurotatoria, Adinetida, Adinetidae.